Molecule: messenger RNA, 510 nt
Organism: Leptinotarsa decemlineata (Colorado potato beetle)
Lineage: Eukaryota; Metazoa; Arthropoda; Insecta; Coleoptera; Chrysomelidae
Product: sodium/calcium exchanger regulatory protein 1
Source: RefSeq, a predicted model, not a curated record
UAGUAUAAAUCCGGUAUUCAACAGUAGUGCAGUGAAAAUGGCAAAUAUAACAAUCACAGGAGAGUACGUUUUGAAAAGAAAUGAAGGAUUUUACGAAUAUUUAGUUGCACAAGGUAUCACUGCAGAUAAAGCUAAAGCAACUGAUUUGGUGAGGCCUGUUAUGAAAAUAUCGGUUGAAGGUGAAGAUAUAAUUUUUUCAACUGAAUUUGGAUCUUCAAACAUAUCAUCAGUUCUGAAAUUGAAGCAAGAGGUGGAAGAGCGAAUUGGUUUGGAUAUGAUCGUUAAGAGCUACACAGAAAUAGAUGGGAAUCGAAUCACAAUCCAUUCCGUAGGUCCUAAUGGCGAGGUAGGAAGAAGAAACUUUGAGUUCAAGGAAAAUGAAAUGAUUAUGACACUUUCCAGUGACAAGCCCAACAUCCCAGAAGCCAAGCGAUACUACAAUCGAAUGCCAUCUCAUUUGUCAUAAAUUAUCUCGAAUUAUGUAAUCAAUAUAUAUAUUUCUUUGUAUUA